Anopheles aquasalis is the source of this 2245-nucleotide messenger RNA. It is a transcript of the gene spidey, whose product is annotated as hydroxysteroid 17-beta dehydrogenase 12 spidey. The record is from RefSeq and is a predicted model, not a curated record. Gene Ontology annotation, molecular function: oxidoreductase activity. Gene Ontology annotation, cellular component: endoplasmic reticulum. NCBI's taxonomy places the organism in Eukaryota, Metazoa, Arthropoda, Insecta, Diptera, Culicidae.
AGGGCGGUCUUUUCACUUUCACUGAAACCCCCCGAAAACUCUGAUUAUCAUCGGAUGGAUCUGUGAAAAACCACAAAAAUCGUUUCUCUCGCACUUCACUCCGUCUGUCCUACCGUUGUUUAUCGUGUGCUUGGAAAGCGGAAACACUGUAAAAGGUGAAAGCGAACCAAAAAAAAACCAUCAACAAAGCGCUCAACAGCAAGCCAAGGGUGAAGGAGACCGAGUAAGAAACGCACUUCUGUGCUCUGUAUCUUUUCCCGGUCGAUUUUCCAAGCCUUCCACAACGAUUAGUAACCGGGAACGAGUGGUUCUUUUGCUCACCUCGAAAAAAGGCAGUAACACCAACCAGCGUCGCCGACCGAGACCGAGGGCUGUAAUCUUGUGCCUCGCGACUCGACGCAACGAACACGAACAGACGGCAGCGGUCCGUUGUUACUCUGCCCGUCGAUACUCCGCAGUGUGCUUCGAUCCGGCUCAGGUGUUUACUCUUUCGUUUACAGCCGGGAGCGACGGACGGGUUUCACGUUCGCGUGGUGCGUUCCGACCAAGCCGGCCUCCUCUUUCCAAGUGCAUCAGCCAGACCACCGCCUGUGUGUGCCGUGUGUGUUUGCGUGCGUCUGUGCUGCAGCUAAUUGUGCGAAUCUGCGAUUCAGCGUUCCUCGGUGCUCGGCGGAAGUGUGAUCGUUGCUGACACCCACUUUGCAUUACAAAGUUCAACCGCGACGUCCCGGCCGCGACAGUAACGAUGGCGACAGUUUCCGGGGUUCUUGGCAGUACGAGUGCGGUGCUGGUGUCGCUGUUCAUAUUGCGCAAAGUGGUGCCAUGGCUCUACCAGAACCUUAUCGGCCCGAAAGUGUUCGGGUGCCGCAUCAACGUGAAGAAACUGGGCGAAUGGGCCUUGAUCACCGGUGCAACCGAUGGCAUAGGGAAGGCGUACGCUAAAGCGCUCGCCAAACGAGGCCUCAAUGUCAUACUGGUCAGCCGAACCCUGUCCAAGCUGGAAGAUGUUGCCAAAGAGAUUGAGACGGAGUUUAAGGUGCGCACGAUGGUGAUCGAUGCCGACUUUACGGGUGGAGCGGAAAUUUACGAAAAGAUCCGGUCGCGCAUUGAAAAUCUCGAGAUCGGUGUGCUGGUGAACAACGUGGGCAUGAGCUAUGCGAACCCGGAGUAUCUGCUCGAUCUGCCCGAUAGUGAGAAGCUGAUCCAGAAUCUGAUCAACUGCAACGUGCUCUCGGUGACGCGCAUGUGCCAGCUGGUGAUGCCUGGCAUGGUUUCCCGGCAUGCCGGUCUGAUUGUGAACAUUUCCUCACUGUCCGCCGUCAUUCCGGCUCCCCUGUUGACGGUGUAUGCUGCCUCGAAGUCGUACAUGGACAAACUGAGCGAAGAUUUGGGAACGGAGUACGCAAAGCACAACAUCACCGUGCAGUCGGUGUUGCCGGGUCCGGUUGCCACCAACAUGUCGAAGAUUCGCAAAAGCACCUGGAUGGCUUGCUCGCCGAAGGUGUUUGUUGAAAGCGCCAUCAGUACGUUAGGCCAUGCGCGUCAUACUACGGGCUACUUCCCGCACUCCCUGCUCGAGCUGGCCAUCAACACGUUCAGCUUCCUGUUGCCGCGGUUGGUGGAACGCCUAACGCUCAAUACGAUGCAAAACAUUCGCGCACGGGCAAUGAAGAAAUCGUCAUCGAACCCACGAAAUGCUGCCGGUGCUCAGGAAGCGUCGAAGCUGACGAGUGGUGCUGCCGGAUCAUCGUAAACCAUGCACCGAUGCAGUUGGACAGUACAAAUUAACGACCGGAGUAACAUGGAACAACAUUUCGGGGAGAUCGGGGAAUAAUUUACUGCUCUGCUGCUACUGCUGCUGCUGCUACUGCUUUGGCGUUGCUGCAGAUUACUCCGAGGAAUCCUCGGACAUUGGGUGGACGGGAAGAAAGAACUUGAUGAUGAGUUGUUGGCGAGCAAUCUACCAAAUAAUUCAUUUGGGCAUGCCGGUACAGCACUAUUGGUCAUCGCGCUAACAUCGCUAGUCCGUUAAGUGUAGAGGCAGGUUCGCUUAAGAAUACACCGGGCCGCCCCUGCGAGGGAGGCUCGCGGGCAGUGAACCUAUUUCGUAUUCGUGCAUUUUCUCACCUUAGGAAACGUGCUAAUUGCAAAGGGGGGGAACGAACGAUUGUGCUAAGUUGAGAUGUUUUGUAGUAAAACAGCAAAAAUAAAAAUGCAUUUCCAUCGUAUGUUAAAUGAAACAGAA